Molecule: messenger RNA, 618 nt
Organism: Brienomyrus brachyistius
Lineage: Eukaryota; Metazoa; Chordata; Actinopteri; Osteoglossiformes; Mormyridae
Gene: gng5
Product: guanine nucleotide binding protein (G protein), gamma 5
Exons: 3
Coding region: 108-308 (66 amino acids)
Biological process (GO): G protein-coupled receptor signaling pathway
Cellular component (GO): heterotrimeric G-protein complex
Molecular function (GO): G-protein beta-subunit binding
Source: RefSeq, a predicted model, not a curated record
GGCGCUUGCGCAGCGUGAACCCCACAAAGAAAAGGGCGAAGCUGAGGUGAAAAGCGGAAGCGUGAUUAAAUCCAGCGCUGGCUCCUACAAGCUUCUACUCCGACAAAAUGUCCAGCUCGUCGAACCUUAUCACUAUGAGAAAAAUCGUGCAGCAGCUGCGUUUCGAAGCAAAGAUUAACAGAGUGAAGGUGUCUCAGGCAGCUGCAGACUUGCAGCAGUUCUGCCUCGAGAAUGCGCAGCAGGACCCCCUGGUGACCGGGAUGUCUUCCAAUCCCUUCAAGCCGCCGAGGGUCUGCUCUUUCUUGUGACGCCUUCAUGGGAUGGUUGUUGACCCCCUUCCCAGAAGCCAUAUUUGCCGAACGACAUGGGGCAUUGCAUUGAUAAUAGCUGGCUCUCUCCACCUUUUCCAUUGUACUCUGUGCCUCACAGGGAUUAAACUGCCAAUUGUUUUUUCCCACCAGCAUUGAAAUGACACUUGCCCUGCAGGUGCUUGUUAUACUUGGAUGUAGUUGAAGGAAAGAGCUUUACUGGUUUUUGCAUUUGUGCCUUUUUAUGAUGUUAUCUAUUUUCACAUGCAAGUGUUGACUUUUAUAACAAAUAAAAACAAAACACAAUCCA